UAUUGAAAUGGCAUAAAGAAAAUGCUGAUCAGGCAAAUGCAUUAUGGGAUACAAUUGCACAACAUAAUACAGCUAUUUCAAAUUAUUUAAAAGAAUUAAAUAAGAACUAUCAAAAGAAUAAAGAAUUAUAUAAUAUGGCUAUUAAGAUUUGCGAAAAUGUAAAAGCUUCGGAGUGGACAAUACUUGGUGUACAAAAUCCGAAUAAUACUAUUAUUGCUCUUUUUUCUUCCAUCUUCAUUACAUUUCAGAAAAUUCGAGGAUUAUUACGUGAAAUGUCUGAACUAUCGCAAGUACCAAUUGAACCACCUAAACAAACGAAAUUGCUUGAUGCCUGUAAUGAAAUUCCUGGUUUAAUCAUGGCCGGUGUUCCCGGAGCCGGAGGUUAUGAUGCAAUAUUUUGUAUCGGUAUGGGUAACGCUUUUAAUACACGAAUAGAAAAACUUUGGAAUUCAUGGGAGGAAAUGAGCGUUGGACCUUUAUUAUCUAAAGAAUCAUCAAAGGGUUAUAUGAUCGAACAAAUCAGCGAAGUUUCUGGAUUGUCGAAAUAUUUAAACAGUG
Messenger RNA from Funneliformis mosseae, 558 nucleotides. The record is from the annotation of a GenBank genome assembly. Lineage: Eukaryota; Fungi; Glomeromycota; Glomeromycetes; Glomerales; Glomeraceae.